This is a messenger RNA of Anoplopoma fimbria (sablefish), 1741 nucleotides long. RefSeq names its product V-set and immunoglobulin domain-containing protein 1-like. The record is from RefSeq and is a predicted model, not a curated record. Bases 13 to 945 code for a protein of 310 amino acids. The transcript is spliced from 8 exons. Gene Ontology annotation, cellular component: plasma membrane. Gene Ontology annotation, biological process: epithelial cell morphogenesis; maintenance of gastrointestinal epithelium. Lineage: Eukaryota; Metazoa; Chordata; Actinopteri; Perciformes; Anoplopomatidae.
CAUUGUGUGAAGAUGUGUCCCACGAUGCGCUUGUUGGUGCUUAUAAGCAUGAUAGGAUGUGUUGAACUGAUCUCGGUCAAGACUCCCCAGAAAUAUGUCAACGUUACAAGGGGUGAGAGUGCCCUGCUCCAAUGUAUGUUUGUGUCUAUCGAGCAGACCACGGCCCUCACCAUCCAGUGGGACUUUGUUUCACCGUCCUCCAUGACGCCACAGCAGGUGUAUUACUACCAGGCAGGCAAGGAUGUCAUCCCAAGUACUUAUGGAGGCAGGAUUCAGCCUCCGUAUUCUCCUGGCACGACAAAAAACGCCUCAAUAACAAUAAGCAACAUGCAACCAUCAGAUUCCGGAGUCUACACUUGUCAGGUUCACAACUUUCCUGAUGUGGACGGACAGUCUGAGGUCAAUAUCAUUGUGAAUGUUCUCGAGAGGCCCAGUGCUCCUUAUUGCUCCGUCCACGGUGAUGUGGAAUCGGGUCACCUGGUCACUCUGACCUGCCACAGUGCCUGUGAGCGUGGGAGCCCGAGCCCGAAAUACACUUGGACCAAACUGGAUCAGACUAAGACAAGGAGGCCUGUCCUGGGAAGAGCAACUGAAGCAGGAAUCCUGGAAAUAAGAAACAUAUCCCAGUUUGAGUUUGGGGAGUACCAGUGCAACGCUACAAAUGCGGUGGGAUUUUCAACAUGCACUAUUGACCUGAGUCAUGAAGUGGGAGAUGGAGUGAUUGCUGGUGCAGUGAUCGGCGCGUUGCUCGGGUGUGUCCUGAUCAUUCUGGUUGUGUGGUUCAUUGCUCACACUCUGAAGAAACACAGAUACAACAAGGUCAAAGAAUCAGAGGCCAAUGAGAUGAAGAGGAGCGCUCCUCAGGCCCGGGAAACCUCAGAUAGGGUUACCGUGGCAACCCCAGCCAGCAACCUCCAUGCCGAGGGAGAUGAGCCACAAGCCUAAAAAAAGCCUGUUGAAAACGUCACUCUUCAGAAACAGGGAGUCCAGGAUGUUCAGUCUUUAACAUACGUCAUUCUCAAAUUUAAUCAAUAUGACGAAGCUCACGUUCGUGUUUGAACUUGCAUAUUGUUACAUGUUUUCUGAAUCAUGGAGUCAUAUGCUCACCAUUAAUUCAAUCUUUAACAUAUCUUUUGUGUGUUUUUUUACUUAAAAUGUGCUUUUGUAGUUCUAUUGUUUGUUUUACCAUUUCAUAGUUAGAGUGCCAAUCAAAACAUGUUAAAGAGCCCUACAUUAGUCAUUCAAGCUACAUAAUAUUAGAACAAAUACAUUAAUUGUAUGAAAUAGGACAUUAAAAAUGAAACUAGAGGGUGGAAUCUGCAUUAUGCAAAUUAUCAGCAUGAUUACCUACUUAUGUAUCAAGACAGUAUUGUCUUUAAAAAACUAAUUAUUUAUAAUUUGGUUUUUUUUAUGAAAUUAUCUCAAUGGUUCUUCAUAGGAUAUUCAGACCAUUAUAACAGCAGCAAACUGCUAUUUGCAAUGUAAAGAUAUAUUGGAUUAAUCUCUACCUGAGCAAAGAAUCAAGUCACUCCCUCUGUGUGUGUGUUGUAGUCAAAGCUUCUCUGUGCUUUGUUGACAUAGCCGGUCCGGUAAUAUACUGCACGUUUUUACAAGUGUGUGUGCACGACUAGCUAGCUCAUGGCCGCAGCCAUAUAUGUAUUUUUGUUUUUUACAGCUAAUGGGAAGUACAAACUAACUUAACUCAUCUUUAGGUAAUUUUUUUUACUUUAUGUAAUGACGU